Molecule: messenger RNA, 1371 nt
Organism: Xenopus laevis (African clawed frog)
Lineage: Eukaryota; Metazoa; Chordata; Amphibia; Anura; Pipidae
Gene: adh1b.S
Product: alcohol dehydrogenase 1
Exons: 9
Coding region: 79-1215 (378 amino acids)
Source: RefSeq, a predicted model, not a curated record
GGUUACAUUAGUGACAGCUAUAGAUAGAGUGUAACGGUGAGCAGAGCAAGCUUUUAGCUGGGAAGCACAGACAUCGAGAUGGCCACUGCUGGGAAAGUUAUUAACUGUAAGGCAGCUAUAGCCUGGGGGCCCAAGCAACCCCUCACCAUCGAGGACAUUGAAGUUGCUCCACCAAAGGCUCAUGAAGUUCGUGUAAAGAUUGUGGCAACCGGCAUUUGUCGCUCAGAUGACCAUGUUCUAAGUGGAGCAAUAAGUGACAUGAAGUUCCCAGCAAUUCUGGGGCAUGAAGGUGCUGGUAUAGUGGAAAGUGUAGGAGAAGGAGUCAAAAAUUUAAAACCAGGAGACAAAGUUAUCCCACUUUUUGUUCCCCAAUGUGGAGAAUGCAGAUGCUGCACUAAUUCGAGGAGCAACCUAUGUGACAAACAUGAUAUUGGACCAUACAUUGGACUCUUGUUGGACAGAACCAGUAGAUUUACAUGCAAGGGGAAGCCAGUUUACAAUUUCCUAAGCACCAGCACCUUUACUGAAUACACUGUAUUGGAUGAAAUAUGUGUGGCUAAGAUUGAUGACAAUGCUCCUCUCGAAAAAGUGUGUUUGAUUGGUUGUGGAUUUUCCACUGGUUAUGGCUCUGCUGUGAACACUGCUAAGGUUGAACCAGGAUCCUCAUGUGCUGUGUUUGGCCUGGGUGGUGUCGGUCUGUCUGUGCUUAUUGGAUGUAAAGUAGCAGGUGCUGCUAAAAUCAUUGGAGUUGAUACAAACCCUGAUAAGUUUGCCAAAGCAAAGGAAUUAGGAGCCACUGACUGCAUCAACCCAAAUGAUUACAAGGAACCUAUCCAUGAAGUACUGGCAAAGAUGUCUGAUGGGGGACUAGACUAUACAUUUGAGUGCAUCGGAAACACCAAAGUCAUGGAAUCAGCUCUUCUGGCUACCCAUUUUGGUUGUGGGACAUCAGUCAUUGUUGGUUUAGCUCCUGCAUCCGCCAGGGUAUCAGUGGAUCCAAUGGAGAUGCUUACAGGACGAACAUUAAAAGGAGCUUUGUUUGGAGGCUGGAAGAGCAGAGACGAUGUACCAAAACUGGUCGCUGAUUUCAUGGCAAAGAAGUUUAACCUUGAUGGGCUGAUAACUCACAGGUCAACCCUGGAUAAAAUCAAUGAAGGGUUUGAUCUCCUGCGCAAAGGUGACAGCAUUCGCACCAUCCUGCAGAUCUCACAGUGAGUUUGCAGCAUUUCACCAUCCGAUCGUGGUCAUCAAAUCUUCAGUGGAAUCACCAUGCGAAUCAUGAGCUAAAAUAUAUAGCAAUAUUUAGCAAUGCAUUGUAUGGCUUCAUACAUCAACUGUAAGAUUUAAAGACAAUAAAUAUAUCUGCUUUAA